This is a messenger RNA of Coniophora puteana RWD-64-598 SS2, 1000 nucleotides long. RefSeq lists its product as uncharacterized. NCBI's taxonomy places the organism in Eukaryota, Fungi, Basidiomycota, Agaricomycetes, Boletales, Coniophoraceae. The record is from RefSeq and is a predicted model, not a curated record. The transcript has 3 exons. Bases 45 to 884 code for a protein of 279 amino acids.
CAGCACCUCUGCUAGAUCAAUAUCAACGUCACCACAUAUCUACCAUGAAGGUUCUCGCAAUCGGUGCAUCUCGUAACAUUGGCUACCAUGCCUGCAAGCGUCUCCUCGAAUCUGGUGCAACAGUCACAUUCCUGCUGAGGAAGCCAGAGGUAUUCGACGAUGAUGACGAGAUCAAGGGCUUUGUCGCAACAGGCCAUGCUCGUCUCAUCAAAGGCAACGCGAUGAGCAAAGACGACGUCGCUCAGGCCUGGAAGGAGGCCGCACGUGGUGACGACGGCGCGCCUGUUGAAUACGUGCUCUUCUCAGUUGGCAUAUCUCCCAGCGAAGGAGGCAUCUCCCUCACCAAGGGCAUCACUUUCUCCACGCCCAACACCGUCACCCAAUGCCUCCUGAACGUCUUCGCGACGCUCCCUCUCGACGACCCCCAACCACGCGUCAUCACGAUCUCCUCGAACGGCCUCACGCACAAGUCGCACAGCGCGCUCCCGCUGGCACUCAAGCCCAUCUACGGCUGGAUGCUCCAGAUGCCGCACAGGGACAAGUGUGGCGCCGAGGAGGUGACGGCGCACUGCGCGGGCUGGGAGUGGGACCCGCGGGACUCGCCUGGUGCGGAUAUCCUGGGCGAGAAAUGGGAGGCGCGGCUUCCGGGACGGGGCGAGGUGAAGGGCGUUGUCGUCGUUCGCCCUGCACUGCUGUCGAACGGAGAGUGCAUGGGCGACAAGGGUCCUCGCAGAUGCGGGAAGCCACCCUACAGAGUCAAGGCUGAGGGCGACGUUAGUGGGGCGUGGACGAUCUCGAGGAAGGAUGUGGCGCAUUUCAUGGUGGAGGGGAUCAUGAAGAACUGGAGCGAGUGGGAGGGAAAGCGAGUGAGCAUAGCAUAUUGAUUCUGCAUGUGAUCGCUUUUCUCGGACGCUCAGGCCUUUUGAUUAUGGGAUUGUAAUAGUAUGAAUUACGGACAUUUGGUACACGAUUUGAUAUGGAAUAUAACAAACUAGUCAGC